AUGGAAGAUUCGAUGGACAUGGACAUGAGCCCCCUGAGGCUCCAGAACUAUCUUUUCAGUUGUGAACUAAAGGCCAACAAAGAUUAUCAGUUUAAAGUGGAUAAUGAUGAAAAUGAGCACCAACUAUCUUUAAGAAUAGUCAGUUUAGGGGCUGGUGCAAAGGAUGAAUUGCACAUUGUUGAAGCAGAGGCAAUGAAUUAUGAAGGCAGUUCAAUUAAAAUAACACUGGCAACUUUGAAAAUGUCUGUAGAGCCAACGGUUUCCUUUGGGGGCUUUGAAAUAACACCACCUGUGGUCUUACGGUUGAAGUGUGGUUCAGGGCCUGUACAUAUUAGUGGACAGCACUUAGUAGCUGUAGAGGAAGAUGCAGAGUCAGAAGAUGAUGAGGAGGAGGGUGUGAAACUCCUAAGUACAUCUGGAAAGCGCUCUGCCCCUGAAAGUGGUAGCAAGUUUCCACAGAAAAAAGUAAAACUUUCUGCUGAUGAAGAUGAUGACAACGAUGAUGACGAAGAUGAUGACGAAGAUGAUGAUGAUGAGUUUGAUGAUGAGGAAACUGAAGAAAAAGCUUCUAUAAAAAAAAGUCAAGAAUCCUUCAAAAAACAGGAAAAAACUCCUAAAACACGGAAAGGGCCUACUUCUGGAGAAGACAUUGAAGCAAAAAUGCAAGCAAGUAUAGAAAAAAGUGGGUCUCUUCCCAAAGUGGAAGCCAAGUUCAUCAGUUGUGUGAAGAAUUGCUUCCGGAUGACUGACCAGGAGGCUGUUCAAGAUCUCUGGCAGCGGGAGAAGUCUCUUUAA
Messenger RNA from Rhinolophus ferrumequinum (greater horseshoe bat), 795 nucleotides. Its product is annotated as nucleophosmin-like. Gene Ontology annotation, cellular component: cytoplasm; centrosome; ribonucleoprotein complex. The transcript is spliced from 2 exons. Lineage: Eukaryota; Metazoa; Chordata; Mammalia; Chiroptera; Rhinolophidae. Bases 1 to 795 code for a protein of 264 amino acids. The record is from RefSeq and is a predicted model, not a curated record. Gene Ontology annotation, molecular function: RNA binding; histone binding; chromatin binding. Gene Ontology annotation, biological process: ribosomal small subunit biogenesis; ribosomal small subunit export from nucleus; ribosomal large subunit biogenesis.